CAGGAGGCAUCUGGCAGAGGGAGGGGGCAGUUCACCGACGGGACGAAGCGUCUGGGGCGAGAAAGUCCCCACCCGACGAGCUCGGUCGGAGCUGAGGCGGAGGAAGGGUCCCCCGACGGCUUCCCGCGUCUCUCCACAAAGAAACCGGUUUCUUAGGAGUCCCGCGGGCGGGCGCCCCCCAUGGCGGAAGGUGGGAGCCACGACGGGGCGCCCGGCGCGCUCCUCAAGAGCGCCGUCCAGCCGGCGCUGCUGCUUUCUUGCGUCCUGCUGCUGUACCUGUGGGCGAGGAGGAGCCCCCGGCCGGCGGGCAAGAGCCUCCCCGGCCCCGUCGGGUGGCCGCUGCUGGGCAACGUGCUGCAACUGGGCCGCCUGCCGCACCUCACCUUCGGCGAGCUGGCGCGGCGCUACGGCGACAUCUUCCAGCUGCGCCUGGGCCGGCGCGCCAUCGUGGUGCUCAACGGGGAGGCGGCCAUCCGACAGGCGCUGGUGCAGCAGGCCGUGCCCUUCGCGGACCGGCCCGACUUCCUCUCCUUCGGCCUGGUGUCCGGAGGCAAGAGCAUGGCCUUCGGGCGCUACAGCGAGCGCUGGCGGGCGCAGCGGCGGGUGGCGCACGCCACGCUGCGCGCCUUCUCGACGGCCAACACGCCCAGCAAGCAGCUCUUCGAGCAGCACGUGGCGGCCGAGGCGCAGGAGCUGAUCGACGGCCUGCUGCAGCUGAGCCAGGGCGGCGCUUACGUCGACCCUUCGCCGCUCUUCGUCGUGGCCAAUGCCAACGUGCUGUGCGCCCUCUGCUUCGGGCAGCGCUACAGCCACGCCGACGGCGAGUUUCGCGCGCUGCUGAGCAGGAACCACCGCUUCGGGCAGACGGUGGCGGCGGGCAGCUUGGUGGACGUGCUGCCCUGGCUGCAGGCCUUCCCCAACCCGGUGCGCAGCGUCUUCCGAGACUUCCAGGCGGUCAGCCGCGAGCUGUACGACUUCGUGUGCGCCAAGGUAGCGCAGCACCGCAGCACCUUCCAGGCCGGCGCCCCUCCGCGCCACAUCAGCGACGCCAUCCUGGAGUGCAUGGAGCACGGCCCCGGGGCGCAGCAGGGCCUGGGCGGAGACUACGUCGAGGCCACGCUGGCUGACUUGUUCGGCGCAGGUCAGGACACCACCUCCACCGCCCUCACGUGGGUGCUGCUGCUCCUCCUCAAGCACCCGCACCUUCGACGGCAGCUGCAGGCGGACCUCGACCGGGUGGUGGGCCGCUCCCGGCUUCCGACGGGGGACGACCGCGCCUCCUUGCCUCGCCUGGAAGCCUUCCUCCACGAGACGCUCCGCUACAGCAGCUUCGUGCCCGUCACCAUCCCGCACGCCACGGCCGCCGACGUGCUGCUCGAUGGCUUCCACAUCCCCGCGGGCACGGUGGUCUUCGUCAACCAGUGGUCCGUCAACCACGACCCGCUGCGCUGGAAGGACCCGCACGUCUUCGACCCGACGCGCUUCCUGGACGCCCGGCAGGAGAACGUCGACCGGGACCUCACGUGCCGGGUCAUGAUCUUCUCGACGGGCAAGAGGCGCUGCAUCGGCGACCAGCUGGCCAAGCUGCAGCUCUUCCUCUUCACCGCCAUCCUGCUGCAGCAGUGCGAAGUGGAAGCCAACCCGGCCGAGGAGCUCACCUUGGAUUACGUCUACGGGCUGGUGCUCAAGCCCUUGCCUUACACGGUGUCCGUUUCCCCGCGAAGCGCUCUCCCUAGCGGAGAGGAGGAGGGAGGGAACCUCGGAGGGACCGUCGAGGGCGCCUCUUAGCAAUGGCGCUUCCCUCCCCACCAGCAAGUUCUCCAUAGCCCCUGCUGGCUUUUCAGAGCUGCCCUCUGCCAGAGGAAGUUGAUGUUCCCCCCACCAGCCCCUCCCCCUAACUUUCAGAAGCUCAUGGCUUCAGACGGUGCCUUUCAUACAGGGAUGGGGAACCUGCCGCCCUCCCAGAUGAUGGUGGCUUGGGCUGAAGCUCCCAUCCGCCACAGCUAGGAUGGCCAGUGGUCAGCCAGGAUGGGAGUUCUAGUCCAGCAACAUCUGGAGAGAGCCAAAGGUUCC
Molecule: messenger RNA, 2073 nt
Organism: Podarcis raffonei (Aeolian wall lizard)
Lineage: Eukaryota; Metazoa; Chordata; Lepidosauria; Squamata; Lacertidae
Product: cytochrome P450 1B1-like
Exons: 1
Coding region: 181-1788 (535 amino acids)
Biological process (GO): progesterone metabolic process; hormone biosynthetic process
Molecular function (GO): steroid 17-alpha-monooxygenase activity; iron ion binding; heme binding
Source: RefSeq, a predicted model, not a curated record